CACUAUUUUGUAUAUUAUGAGUGCAACGCGUGGCUGCGCUUGCGAAUAACAGUCAACCUUGUACGAAUUUAAGGUUUUUGUCUAUCAGUGGAUAUUCGCACAACCCAAUUAACAGUUACAUACCGAUCAGUGUCACAGUCCCCGUUUCUACAGCGAGAUGGGUGCCGGGGACGCGUGUGCCUCUCUAGGAGGUUCUUUCAUCGUGAGUCGCAUGGAUCCCAACGAUAUCCUGAACCUUGCCGGGGAGUUUGUUGUUCAGUACUACACCGUGAUGAAGAAGUACCCAUCUGGGCUGCAUCGCUUCUACAAAAAUGACUCUUCAAUGGUUCGGGAUGAUGUGACUGUGUUUGGCCAAAAGCUCAUCCACGAGAAGAUCAUGAGUAUGAAUAUAUUUGAUUCACGCGUUGGAAUUCUGAGACUUGAUGCUCUUCGUGCCAUUGGCAACAGUGUGCUCAUUCAGGUCGCGGGUGAAAUCAGCAUUAAUGGGGAGAAUCUUCGACGGUUCACUCAGAGCUUUGUUCUCUGCGAGCAAGCUCCCUGUGAUUUCUAUGUCUUGAAUGAUAUUUUUAGCUACCAGGAUCGCGUGUACGGCGACGCGACUUCGAAGACUAACAUAGAAGAUACCGGCUCUUCUGAUCACCUUUUGGAGCAUCCAUCGAAAGUAAACCCCUGUGGCCCGCCAAACAACGGAGCGCCGGAUCUCAAUAAUACUCGUGAUACGUCUUGGGAAAACGGCGUUCCUCUAGAUGUCAAGUACUCGGAAUCUUACUCACUUCCCAUGGAAGCUCCGGAUAUUAGUCACUCGCAGUCGGCUUCUGUCGAAGUAUCAAAACCAGUUGACGAGCAUUCUCCGCUGGUCUCUCAUCCACCCGAUAGUCCACAGCCUGUUGCUUCAGAGGAGAACGUGCUUGUCAAUUCGCAAUCCUUGCCCUGUAGUUGGGCACAAAUGGCCUCAAGACAGCCCGUGCAUGUUACACAAAACGCACAUGUCAACAAGCAAAGUAGAUCAGCUCUCGCUAGCGGUAGUCAGAACUCUGACGAUCCUGGAAGGCUGUUGCGGCAGACUGAGCUCCCUGCCUCCAGCGCCAGAUCCCGUGGCACCGGUGGACGUCAGUCUCAAGUUGAAAGCCAUCCCUCCAGUGACCAGGACAAUCGCUCCGGAUUGGCGAAUACACGUGUGAGCGGAGGUAGAGGAGGACAGUCCAUUAUGAAACCGCGUGGAUUCGGUCGCGGCAACCGAGGCAUUGAUGCUGGUCGUGCCGGACUUGCGGGACGUGGAUCUUACCCUCGUCGUGGUCAGUAGACGCAGUUAUGCACAGCGCCGACGCUGUGUGCAUCACUAACCGCGCUCUUCAACGCAUUGAAUAGUUACGGUGAUCCUCAAACAUGCACUGUCGAUGAUGGUUAACUGCUACCCCGUUUUGUUUCCAUAAUCCUCUUCGUGCAUGUUAUUCACGCUUUUUCCUAAUUGCUUCUACGGAGAAUGCAGCCCCACUGUUCAGUACAAUUUGUAUCAAGUUCGAACCCCUCAUUUAGUCCGUGAAUUCUUCCUCAGUAUGCAAUAAAACGCACACCAGUGUGGUCCACCUUUACACUGAACUUUCGUGCUUAUAAAUCCCACUAGCAUGAACUUCAAAAAUGUCCCCUCGACUAUUGUUCGCAGUUUUAUGCGCGCGUCGUGGUGAGUUUACUUAAUCUCGUGAUAACUGCAGACUAGCGGUUCAACUCGAGAAAAAGGCUUAUGUGG
Messenger RNA from Dicrocoelium dendriticum, 1747 nucleotides. The record is from the annotation of a GenBank genome assembly. NCBI's taxonomy places the organism in Eukaryota, Metazoa, Platyhelminthes, Trematoda, Plagiorchiida, Dicrocoeliidae.